This is a messenger RNA of Rhodotorula toruloides NP11, 1602 nucleotides long. Its product is annotated as mitochondrial translocase complex component TIM50. Lineage: Eukaryota; Fungi; Basidiomycota; Microbotryomycetes; Sporidiobolales; Sporidiobolaceae. The record is from RefSeq and is a predicted model, not a curated record. The transcript is spliced from 6 exons. Gene Ontology annotation, molecular function: phosphoprotein phosphatase activity. Bases 1 to 1602 code for a protein of 533 amino acids.
AUGUUCAUCUCUCGAUCCGCUCUCCGGGCGGUUGCGGCGCCGCUGCGGGCGCAGAGACACGUGCCGGCACUGCGCUACCUCCGCACGACAUCGGGACCGACGCCGCCACCGUCAGCCGCCUCGCAGACCCCCAAUCCCGCAUCGCCUGACCCCUCCCAGCCUACCGCCGAACCUCCUCGCGAGACUCAGACGGGCAAGACGCCCUCGGGCGAGUCAUUGCCGCCCUUGAGCGCAGGCAAGCCCGUCGAGACGCCCUCUGCACCGGGCGGAUCCUCGCCUGACCCGACGCCUUCGUCUGCCGCCGCCUCUCCCGCAUUCCAGGUCCCUCCCGUCGAUGCCCUCUCGACCCGCCAGAACUCGAUCGCCGAAGCGUUCCUCGACUUGCAUCCCGAUGUCGCACCGCGGUCAGAGGAGGAGAUGCGAGGGAACCAGUUCCCGGGCGAGAAGACGGGCGCAAAGGCGCGCGGAGCUGGAAAGUCGUCGAUCGAGAAGAAGCGAGCGAACCUCGCGAGGGCUGCAGGUGUCAUGACUGUUGCAGGGUUGGUGUGGGCGGUGUACGAUCUCGGAAAGGACUGGGCGGACGAGGAGGAGCAGAAGAAGAUGUUCGCUCGGAGUGACGACAAGCAGGCGAUUGAGGAGGCGCAGGAGGGCGGAUGGUUGGGCUGGUGGGGACGGUUGAAGAUCCGUGCGGCGGACCACCUUGACUACCUCAACAAGCCCGCAUGGGAUCCCCUCCUUCCUCCUCCUCUCCCUGAGCCCCACUACCGCCCUUACACCCUCGUUAUCGACCUCGAAGACAUGCUGACCCACGACAACUGGGAUCUCGAGCACGGUUGGCGAACGGCCAAGCGACCUGGAGCCGACUACUUCCUCGCCUACAUGUCGCAGUUCUACGAGAUCGUCCUCUUCACCACCCUUCCUUCCUACCUCGCCCUUCCCGUCAUCGAGCAACUCGACCCUUACGGCGCCUACAUCCCGUGGAAGCUCUUCAAGGAGGCGACUCGGUACAAGAACGGCAUGAACAUCAAGGACCUCUCUUACCUCAACCGCCCUCUCGAGCGCACCAUCAUUCUCGACACCGAUCCCGCGCGUUUCCAGCUCCAGCCGACGAACGGUAUCCCGAUGAAGCCGUGGAUGGGCACCAAGGGCGAUGCGACGGCGAACGAGCUCGUCGCGAUGAUUCCGUUCCUCGAGGCGAUCGCGAUCAAGCAGGUCAAGGACGUCAGGCCCAUUAUCAAGCACUACGAGGGCAAGCACAUCCCGACUGCGUACAUGGAGGCUGAGGCCAAGACCAAGAAGGAGCUGCUCGAGAAGUGGGAGCAGCAGAAGAAGGACACGAGCGUCAAGGGUUGGAUGAGCCGCAUGUUCGGCGGCCUGAUUUCGACCACGAUGAGCGACGCGCCGCCCGAGACCGACAUCGAAAAGAUGCGCAAGACGGCCCAGAAGCUCUACCAGGACGAGCAGAAGUACUGGAAGGACAACGCCGAGAUCAUCCAGAAGCAGAUCGAGGAAGACAAGCAGCGCCAGCUCAAGGAGAUGUCCACCUCGCUCGUCGGCGUCAUGGGCUUCAAGCCCCCUCCUACAGCCGCUCCUGCACAAUAA